Molecule: messenger RNA, 557 nt
Organism: Panonychus citri (citrus red mite)
Lineage: Eukaryota; Metazoa; Arthropoda; Arachnida; Trombidiformes; Tetranychidae
Gene: Dad1
Product: dolichyl-diphosphooligosaccharide--protein glycosyltransferase subunit dad1-like
Exons: 1
Coding region: 121-459 (112 amino acids)
Biological process (GO): protein N-linked glycosylation
Cellular component (GO): oligosaccharyltransferase complex; membrane
Source: RefSeq, a predicted model, not a curated record
UUUUUCUCUUUCAUAUUUUUGUCUCGGUUUUGUUUUUCUCUUUUAAUUGUUUCAAUUUCUCAUUAAUUGUCAACCGAUUAAUCAUCUUCUAUACUUAAUUAUCUAUUCUAUUUAAGAACAAUGGCUAAACUCGUUCAAGUGAUGUCCAAUUUUUACCAAGAAUAUAAAUCAACAACACCACAGAAGCUUAAGAUUAUCGAUGCUUAUUUAUUUUAUAUUUUUCUCACCGGUGUAAUUCAAUUUGUCUAUUGUUUAAUUGUUGGUACUUUUCCAUUUAAUUCUUUCCUUUCUGGAUUCAUCUCAUCAAUAGCUUCAUUUGUUCUUGGUGUUAGCCUUCGGCUUCAAGUUAAUCCUGCAAAUAAACACGAUUUUGGUGAUGUCUCUAAUGAACGGGCUUUCGCUGAUUUCAUCUUUGCCCAGAUUGUUUUACACUUGGUGGUAAUCAACUUCAUCGGUUAAUUUAGAUUUUACCUUUAAUAUCAAUCUUGUCAACAUGGUAUGAUUUUCACACAUGUAAAAAAGAAAAGUCUAAAUUAAAUUUUACUAUAAUAUUAUAA